AUGGUGUCGCAACCAGACCCGACGGCGCAGUAUAAUCUACAGCAUCGCCACGGCCACGGCAAUUCAUCUGCUGCCUCUGCUAUCCCGUCCCGGCACAGCGGCCAGACAAGCUCGCGUUCGAAGCGAUACAAUCGCUCGCAUGCCGGCGGCGAAUCCUAUGCGCCCCUCAACGAAUUUCCAGUCUUUACGCAGUCCGGCGAGGUCGAGAUAAUAAUUACAGCUGGGCCGCUCGAAAACCGAUAUCUUCUUCACCGAGAAAUUCUCACUCGCUGCAGUGGUUUUUUUGAAGCCAGCACAUCGGAGGAAUGGUCUCGCGUUCAGGGUCCGGAUCCCUCUAAACCCAAAGUUCGUCGGCUCGCAGCAGGGAAUGAAGUCGCCUGUGUCAAUCCAAACGGCUCCGUCUUGAGCCAAGCCGACUCGUCCACCGGUGCUGGUCAACCCGCUGCCGUUUCUAUCUGUGGCAAUAAACGAUGGCGCUAUGAACUAGAUCCCGGUCGUGGGGAUGACGAUAUCCCGAUGCUGGUUCAGAAGGAUCCGGGGAACGCCGAUGCCGUGCAGCCUGCGCAUCAGUCAAUAUUCGCGACUCCCAAACCAGGGUCUAGCUAUGGCCCUGAUUCGGGACCUCUAAGCAGAUCGCGUCACAGCAAUUCGCAGCCACGCGCCGUACCCCCCGCUGCGAAAGGUCAUCGAUCCUCUUUCUCCCAGUCUCUCGCCAAUCUUAGCUUGACGUCACAACCGCGAUCGCGAGCUCGAGGUAACAAUACAGUCAUCGUCGCCGUUCCAGAGGAAGAAGAUCUCGUCCGCGAUUACGAUAAUUUAUUUCGUAUUUUCUACAACUACCCGCCUCUUCUUGAUGGUGUCAAUGUCGCGGAUGCUUAUAUCCAGUGCAAACGCCUCCUCAGCUUGGCCGAUCAGUAUGAUUCGCUAGCCGUCGUCGGGCCCCGGGUCGAUCAUCACUUAUUGCAGUUUCAAGCUCGCUUGUGGAAACAAAUCGCCAAAUACCCCGUGUCCUACCUGCGCGUGGGCUACUUGUCCCGCUCAAAGGUCAUCUUCCAGGAGGCUCUCGUUCACGUAGUUGGUCAAUGGCCUGUUGGCGAACGCAGUCUGCGUGCAUCCAUGCCGGAGUCUGUUCUGGAUCUCAUCGAGGACAAGGUGGACGAUCUCGAGUUUACGGUCAGCCGCGUCGAGCGCCGGCUGUUUCGCCUAACCCUGCUAGAUUCUCGCGGGGACCGUGUCACACCCGCUUCAAGUUACUUGGACUGGCUCGCAGUGAGUUACUUUCGACAGUGGCUUACUGACAAUACCUCGCCACCACCGCCGUCCAGGCGGACAGCCGAUAAUCAAAAGUCCUCGUCGGCAUUAGCGAACAGUGGUGCCUUUGCACCGCUCCCUGCGCUAGGAGCCCUUGGCCGUGCAUUUCGCACGCUGGCGGGAAGACCGACGGCAUACCUUGCACACAGCGAGUGCAAAGACUUUCUCAAACGGACGCCCGAACUAUAUAGUCGCGAUCAUCUACGGCGCUUUGAGAAGCGAUUGGACGAGCUCAAAGCCAUGGCCAGAGAAAUCGUAGCCCCGUUGAUGGGGAGCAGUCUGGAACUGGACCUCGCUGCUGGCACCGCAGGCGGAAAACCACCAAGCGAUGGGAUACGAUAUUUGACGUGCACUUCGGUGCGAGAGAGGGAUUUACCUUGGUCGCCGGGCGACUAG
Molecule: messenger RNA, 1707 nt
Organism: Cordyceps militaris CM01
Lineage: Eukaryota; Fungi; Ascomycota; Sordariomycetes; Hypocreales; Cordycipitaceae
Exons: 1
Coding region: 1-1707 (568 amino acids)
Source: RefSeq, a predicted model, not a curated record